GAGGGAUCUGUCCCUUCCUUGGCUAUGGGGGAUGCCAGGGAGCCGCCGGCGGGGGUCCUGCUGCCCACCCCGGCCCCCGAGGUGCUGGAGAGGGUGCUGAGCCAGCGCUACGGCCCCCUGCCCCGCGCCGCCGCCAUCACCCGCCUGCGCAAGCAGCCGGCCGGGGGCUACCAGCCGGCCGGAGACCCGGCGGACUUGCUGGAGCGGCGGCAAGUGGCCAACGCCAAGGAGCGCGAGAGGAUUAAAAACCUGAACAGCGGCUUCUCGAAGCUGAAGACCAUCGUGCCCCUCAUCCCCUGCGACCGCAAGCCCAGCAAAGUCGACACCCUGAAAGCUGCCACCGAGUACAUCCGCCUGCUGCGCCUGGUUUUGGAGGAAACAGGGGGAGUCAAGCAGCAGGACACCAAUGCUGAACAGGAGCUGGGUGACAGCAGUGGGGAGACCCCCAGGGGUGCCCCCCAAGACCUGGCCUGGAAGUGCCCCCCCCACAUGUGGGGUCACCCUGUCCUGCCCCCCUGUCCCGGGCUGCAGCAGGAGAGUGAGGGGCUGGUUUUUCCAGCAAAUCCCUAAAAAAUCAGGGUGUCCUGCAAAAAUCUGUGGGGGACCCAGAGUGACAGCUAAGUUCGAUGCUCAAGCACUGAUUUUUGGGGCUGCGGCUCCUGUCCCAGGGCUGGAUCCAGUCCCUCAUCCCAUUAAACCCAGCACUUCAACUGGCCCUGACCCCAAAAUGGGGGCAUGGUGGGGGUGUCCAUCACCCCUAAAACGUGGUGGGGAGGCCAGAGCUGUAAUUAAUUGCUGUAUGAAAAUGUAAUUAGCAAUUAGCAGUGCUGCUCCUUCCCCCGCCAGGUAAUGGCUUGUUUCAUGUAACUCCCAAUUAACGUUCUCGUAAUAAAAUCGGAUUUUGGGGGUGU
Molecule: messenger RNA, 911 nt
Organism: Tyto alba (common barn owl)
Lineage: Eukaryota; Metazoa; Chordata; Aves; Strigiformes; Tytonidae
Gene: FIGLA
Product: folliculogenesis specific bHLH transcription factor
Exons: 4
Coding region: 25-570 (181 amino acids)
Biological process (GO): regulation of transcription by RNA polymerase II; developmental process
Molecular function (GO): RNA polymerase II transcription regulatory region sequence-specific DNA binding; protein dimerization activity; DNA-binding transcription factor activity, RNA polymerase II-specific
Source: RefSeq, a predicted model, not a curated record